This is a messenger RNA of Anopheles moucheti, 1761 nucleotides long. RefSeq lists its product as uncharacterized. Lineage: Eukaryota; Metazoa; Arthropoda; Insecta; Diptera; Culicidae. The transcript is spliced from 2 exons. The coding region runs from base 1 to 1761 and encodes 586 amino acids. The record is from RefSeq and is a predicted model, not a curated record.
AUGAAACCCAUCAGCCAACAAACGCUUGUCGCAGUUUUCAAAAACAUUUUCCUGCUGCACGCUUGCCUCGGCCGCUCGCAAUCCACACUGGUAGAAAUGGUGGAUGCAAUAGCUACGUUCGAUAACACAAGCAAUACGUUUGGUACAAACGUUUGCCUAUUUACCACCAGCAACUCUUCGCUUCCAACCGUUGCUCCUCACCUAAUUCCAAGCUUGCUGUCAAAGUAUCCAACGAUAUUUUUAAACCAGCACAAUUACGUUUUCGUUAAGUCCGCGAACCUGGCUACUUUGGUGCUGCUGGAUGUAACAGGCUACCAUUACGAGUUUCCUUUUCGGUUUAUACAGAAGAGGCUUAGCCAACAUCCCUGCUACAGGAAAUCGGCCAAAUUUGUCAUCCUGAUGGGUGGGACCAGCUUUCAGCGAAAGGAAACGGCGGUAGCGUUUAUGACAAAGUUCUCGAUCCUGAACUAUAUACUCGUACCGGUGACUAAUGCAUCGGGCUCAAUGACGGUGUACACUAAGCAUCAGUUCACCGAACAGGAGUACUACUUUCGUACGGACGAUCGCCCGGUGCAACAGUUUUUCCCCGACAAGCUACGCAACAUUAACGGCUACAAGUUCAAGAUGCACGGCAUCACCGCCUAUCCCUACAUGGUGUUCGACGGAGAGGGCUUUGUCUACGGUUUGGUGCCGAAUUUAGUGAAGAUAAUAAUCCGACAACGGUGUAAUGGUACGAGUUCCUUCACGGAGAACGAAAAACUACGUUCCUCAAUGGACGGACAUUUCAACAUUGACGAUGAACGAUUAAGCUUUCAACAUACGUUCUACUUCCGGGAAGAGACGAGUAUCCACAUCGUGUGUCCAGUCCGGUCGGUGCGCGAUUUCCUGCGCCAUCUGCUGAAACCGUUUUCGAUUGGGAUUUGGCUCAUUCUCGUCGGCCUGUUCACUUUCUGCCGUGUCGUACAGAUCCUGUUUCCGGACCUGUACCGAUACGAUUUGAUCGCGCUCACCUUUUUCGGUGGUGGUGGCAUCGAGUAUCAGCAACCCUUUGCGUUCCGUAUUAUCACGCUCACACUCGCGGUGCUGGUAUUCUUCCUGUCGGAAGCGUACAAUACCAAAAUCAUAUCGCUAAUGUCGUUGGCAAAAUUUUACGAACAGCCGCAAACGAUCGAGGAGCUACACAAUUCGGACUUUCGAAUCCUGUCGAGCCGUGCUGGCACUGACUUUUUCGGUCCUAUAUCGGACAACUUCUUGUCGUACCGAGCGACGUUGCGCGAGCGACGGCGGUAUGGGUUUCGAGUGCAUGAACAUUACUGCUCAACGAUGCACGUGGGAAAUGCGUGGAUAGCCGUAUCGCAGAAGAUGAAUAAUCUCUUAAAUACGCUGUACAUCGUCGAAGAACCACUGUUAAUAGACAAAAGCCUCAUUCAGCUCGCCCAGCACUCGCCGUUUUUCGAUCUGUUUGAAAAGAUCUUCGGUUGGUUCAAUGAUAGCGGUUUGUGGACGUACAUGCUGACGCAGUCAAAGGCGCUGCUGUAUAAAAGCAUAGAGGAAACCCCAUUUCAGGAGGUCAUUUUCUUUUUCAAUGAUUUAUUCUGCGUGUGGAUACUGAUCUUUGUUGGAUGGUUGAUCAGCACCGUGUGUUUUGUGGGCGAAAUCGUCACAGACACGCUUAGGCAACGAAAAUUGAGACGUACUAAGAGGUUUCUCCAUGCAGCACGAAAAUAUCGCAUAGUUAUGGCUUGGUUUAAUCCACGCUAA